GAGAAGGCCGGCGGUACCACUCCAAGCGGCAAAGCUUGCGUCAGAGGCUGGAAUUGUACUUAGACAACAUGUACCAAUCUUUCCUCAUUGGAAGCAUUACAAGAAGAAUGAUCUUGAAAUGGAUAACUAUAUUGGCAAAGUUGCUGGACAAUUUAACAUGGACACUGACAACAAGGCAGUGAAAGAUGCAUGUAUUGACUUGUUAAAGGGUGGACAACGUCAAAGGAGGUAUAACUUAAAAUUGAAGUACUUCAAUGGGUUAUCACAAGAUCAGGUGCCGAGAACAUCACCAGUGGCUUGCAUGAGUGAUGCACAAUGGCUUGAAUUGGUGGCCAUGUGGUCAAAGGAAGAACACAAGGAGAAGUGUGCAAAAAACAAAAUUAAUCGUGAGUGCGUCCAAUAUCAGCAGCGCACAGGUUCACAGUGCUACGAGGCACAAGCUUAUGUUGCGAAACAAGAAAGAUUUAAAGAUUCAACGCCCACUGCAAUUGACCUCUUUAAGGAAAUGCAUUGCAGCAGGAAAAGAGAUUUCAGUGAGCAAGUAAAGCAAGCUAUUGUUGAUAUGGAAUCAAUUAUUGAUGAAUCUAUAGAAAAUGGAGAGCAGCAGAAGACUUGUAUUGAAGCUGUCUCUCAAGUUCUAUCCAAGAAUAGCACCUUUCUUGAAAAUUUGGGUCUUAAGAAAGUAUCUCGGAAAAAAUCCAGAAUUGAUGUUUCUUCUCACAUUGAACGUCUUCAGUUUGAACUAGAUGCUAAGACACAAGAAUCAGCAGGACUUCGUGAAGCACCCGCGUCUAGUGCCUGCGCGUGGCAAAGGAUAGUAACGGGACCGGACUGCCCCUGCCCUUGUCCUUAUCCCCUUCCCCAGCCCGUGCUUGCCCAUCCAUUCCCUUCCUCUUCCUCCUUCCCUUUCAUUCUCUGCCUGCUAAGCUUGCUGUGCCACGCCAAUGUCGCGUUGGGGGGAGUCGCAGUCGUCGGCAAGAAGCCGUGCUGGGCUAGGCCGAGGUCAUUAUUGACUGCUGUCUACGGGGUGGGGGAGGAGACUGGACUGCCGCUAAUACCAUGCCCAUUCUGCGGGAGGGCGCGGGUGAUAGAGCUUAGGGCGAACACAACUGAGAAUGGCAAUGAAGGUCGGGUGUUCUUCAAAUGUCCAAGGAGAGGAGCUCAGAUGGGUGGUAGAUGUGAUUACUUCAGCUGGCAAAGGGAGUACUUGGAUAUGUUAGUGUCUCUGAAGAUCAUUCAGAUCCAUGCCAUAGUGGAUGGAGAGCCCAUUGGUGCUCCUGGGAAUGCAAGCAGGGAGGCAAGCGAUUUAGUUUCAGGCAGAUUAGAGAGAAAUGCAAUGGAAGAAAAGGUUGAUAGUUUGAUUAGGGCAAUCAAGAUGUUGGUAGUGGUUAUGGUAGUUGGUGCUGUUCUUGCCAUUAUGUAUCAGCUUAAAUGAAGAAGAAAUUGUCAGUUGUAUCA
Messenger RNA from Panicum hallii, 1458 nucleotides. RefSeq lists its product as uncharacterized. Gene Ontology annotation, molecular function: zinc ion binding. Lineage: Eukaryota; Viridiplantae; Streptophyta; Magnoliopsida; Poales; Poaceae. The record is from RefSeq and is a predicted model, not a curated record. The transcript is spliced from 7 exons. The coding region runs from base 119 to 1435 and encodes 438 amino acids.